AUGUCUUGUCUAUCUACCAUCCGCUCCAUCUUCCAAUCAAAGAAGAAGAAGAUCAACCCCCCAUUCUUGACCGAAAAACCUGUUAAUCCCCCAUCCACUUCCCCCCGCCCCUCCGUCUCCACCUCCACCCAAACAAGCACUCUGUUGCCCAAACCACCCCUACAUACCGUCCCGAGCGCCAUAGUCUCCGCGACAGAAAAAGGCAUGAUAUCCGCAUCUUUGUGUUCAGUAUCGCAAUCUCCCUCUGCACCGACAUCUUCAUCAACAACCACACAAACAACAUCAGCGCCGGUGUCAUCCCCAUUUUCUGGUUUCCCGUUAGCAUCACCGUCGCCAUUAUCGCUGUCGUCAUCGGAGUUGUCUCCGUUUGUUCCAUCAUCACCUGUAUCGCCCGUGUCAAAGUUUGAGGGGGGAAAUGGGGAGAAAAGGGAAAGCGAGAGUGUAAACAGCACCACAACACUAACGCGAGGUGAAGAAGCUUGCGUUUCGGGACAGAGUAGUAGACGGACGAGUGUGAGGUUCAAGGGUCUAGAUGUAUGA
Messenger RNA from Bipolaris oryzae ATCC 44560, 540 nucleotides. RefSeq lists its product as uncharacterized. The transcript is spliced from 2 exons. Bases 1 to 540 code for a protein of 179 amino acids. The record is from RefSeq and is a predicted model, not a curated record. NCBI's taxonomy places the organism in Eukaryota, Fungi, Ascomycota, Dothideomycetes, Pleosporales, Pleosporaceae.